AUGGCUACCUCCACAGAAACAGACGGAUCUGAAAACAGUUUUGUCGUGGCACCACCUCGCCUCGUUCCGACAAUUCACAAGACACCUUAUCCGAGCCUUCUACCCCUUCGUCCCGAGUUAAACCAGUCUGGUAGGACGAUCCUGAUCACCGGCGGAUCUGCCGGAAUUGGGCUUGCAAUUGCACGAGCAUAUGCAGACGCGUCAGCUUCAAACAUCAUCCUGACUGGUCGCCGUAGUGAUGUCCUUCACCAGGCAUCCUCCAAGCUUUCGGAGGCGUCUCCUAAGGUGAACAUCAUUCCUCGGGUUUGUGAUGUUUCAAACGCCGAGGAAGUAGCCAGGCUUUGGUCUAGCCUUUCCGACGAGGGCAUCUUUGUCGAUGUCCUUGUUCUGAACGCGGCCAAAUUUGGUCAACAGCAACAGCCACUCCUCGAAACUGACUUGGAAGAGACUUGGUCCCUGUACGAAACAAACGUCAAGGCAGUCCUUGAUUUCUGUCAGCGACUACACAAGCAGCCGGGUGCUGAUGAUAAGAAAAAGUACAUCGUCUAUGUAUCGACUGCUGCGAUUCACCUUCCAUCUAUCGCGGCUGCCCUUCCGGAUUACUCCCUGAGCAAGAUGUCAGGCCAUCUAUUGGUUCAGAAGAUUGCAGAGGAGGUGGACCGUGAGAAAUUGCAGAUUGUCACCUUCCAUCCUGGGCAGAUUCUCUCCGAAAAGGCUCGAUCUGCGGGUCUUGAUGAGAACAGCUUCCCCUUUGAUGAUGAGAAUCUUCCUGGGCGCUGGGCACUUUGGGCGUCAACCUCUCAGGCCACCUUCCUCCACGGCCGUUUCGCCUGGGCAGCGUGGGAUGUUGAUGAGCUGAGGUCGGGGGACGUUAGAAGACGCAUAGAUACGGACCCUAGAUUCCUGACUUUGCAAUUCGUAGGACUCUAA
Molecule: messenger RNA, 930 nt
Organism: Fusarium keratoplasticum
Lineage: Eukaryota; Fungi; Ascomycota; Sordariomycetes; Hypocreales; Nectriaceae
Exons: 3
Coding region: 1-930 (309 amino acids)
Cellular component (GO): cytosol
Molecular function (GO): oxidoreductase activity
Source: RefSeq, a predicted model, not a curated record